CAUAGGACGAAAAGGUCUAGUAGAUUGGAGAAAAUAGUCUUAGAAAAGUAUAGUUGUAAACACAUGGCAAGAGAAUCGUCAAAAAUCCGGUUGAACGGCCGGGAAUUAGGUGCCUUUGUCAAGCAAUCCGAUGAACCUGAAGACAUAUGUGAAUUGAUAUUUGAGUUCUUAGACGAAGACCUCGAAUUCCACUCGUCAGAAUGUUCGUUGGAUUCGAGCAUUAGUUAUAGUAGUGGAGAGAUAAUGCAUGAGGAGGACGAUGAAAAUGUAAACAAUAGUGAGGAGAACAAGGCGUUUUGGGCAGCACAAGGGGAGUUUCUUCAGACAACACUGUGUAGGACAACUUCUUUUGAAUCAAGAAUCAGAAAAGCUACAAAGGAGGCUCUAAAUGAACUAAAAUCAAUAGGCUUCAAUUGCAGCUGCAAGAAAAUGGUGGCCGAUAGUUGUAGGAAAUGUACACAAAAAGAAAUCUCAGAACGCCUUGGAAACGCAGGUUAUAAUUGUUCCAUUUGCAAGUCCAAGUGGAAAAGCUCACCCGAAAUGCCUUCAGGUGAACACACAUAUAUGGAAGUGGUGCAGAGCGCAAGUUCAAGAAAGGGGGAGAUAAUGAAGGUGAUCAUAGAGUUAAAUUUCAGAGGAGAAUUCGAGAUGGCACGAGCUAACGAAGAGUACAAUCGUUUAGUGACAAAAUUGCCAGAAGUAUACGUAGGAAAAAUUGAGAGGCUUAGGAAUCUAAUAAGAAUAUUAUGUUGUGCAUCUAAGAAAUGUAUGAGGGAAAAGAAGAUGCACAUGGCUCCAUGGAGGAAGCAUAAGUACAUGUUAGCUAAGUAUAUCGGCACGCCGGAGAUGAUGCCGGAGCCUGGUUUUCCGGCGGUGAACAAUUUACAACGGUUAGUAGUAAGACCAAGAGCUUAUUCUAUACUCACUUUCGAUCUGCUGGAUAGCUUACCGCCGCCGCCGCCCGGAUUAUAUUCCACGGCUAUUAAAGUUAUUUGAUGACAGGGGUGGUAAUUUGAGCUCAAACCCAUCCAACCCGCGAAGAGAUUAAUGGGUUGGGCUACAAAUAUUUUAGCUCAUGGGUCAAUUUGGACUGAGCCCAAGUUUAACCCAUUAUUUUUUAGGAAUUUUUUCAUUCCUAUACACUAUUUGAAACUUUAUUACCCUUUAUGUCCAUGUUUAUCUAAUUACCUGGUAUAAACAAGUUUUGCUUAUAAAAUAUAUAAAUUCACCUUAAAAGACUCCCAAAUCCAUUAUUUGUACCUUCAAUCAAGGGAUUUAGUUAUAUCAUUUUCCUUUUUUUCUCCUCGUUCUCUUUCUUAUCUCCAGAUUCUGUUUGCUAUACCCUUGGCCUUGUAUUGUGUUGCGAUGGUCUUGUUGUUCUUACGAGUUACGGUAUUGACGCAACGGUUUCUUUGGCUUCUUUAACUUCAUUCUGGCUGUGCUACUUUUAAUUGCUUUUCGUCUUUUCUAAUUUUUUCGAAA
Nicotiana attenuata is the source of this 1482-nucleotide messenger RNA. RefSeq lists its product as uncharacterized. The transcript has 3 exons. The record is from RefSeq and is a predicted model, not a curated record. NCBI's taxonomy places the organism in Eukaryota, Viridiplantae, Streptophyta, Magnoliopsida, Solanales, Solanaceae. The coding region runs from base 64 to 996 and encodes 310 amino acids.